AUGGACGAUCUUCAAUCUUCACAAAACCCGCCGCCCGCAUACCCAGAAGCGAAUGGACAGCAGCCGGCACAUGAUACAAACGGGACAUGGUUAUUACAGGAUGAUGUUGAUGAGCAAGCAAGAUGGGACGCAGAUGCUUCGCGCGUAGCCGCCAGGAAGGCCAUGGCAGCGAAACGACAGUCACGAGCCUCGAUGAUUCAGACGUCACGAACUAAAUCAAGGAGGAAAGCGAAGCAGACAAUGGUUACGAGGCCAGGAAUCACAGUAGACACAAGUGUCUCGCAGCACAAAGGCAAAGCACCACGUCAACUCUUCCCGCAGAAAAGAGUACAUGGUGGCAGUUCGGAAAGUCCGCAAAGGGAAUCACGGGCGACAAGGGCGAGAAUACAGACUCACCGAAUAGAGCUCGCCAUGGGAACGGAUUCGGCUUCAAAAACAAAACAAUGCGAGCCCAAACCCGGGAUCAAGAGCCACCCUCCAUUCCCUCAGACAGCGGGAACAUUACGACCAGGACGAUUUGCAUCAAUGGAGGUUUCACCCGCUGAUCGGCCCAUCACCAUCGGCCUCUCCAUACCUUCUGAGAGCCUCUCAGAACAUGAGGACUAUCGAACAAAUCGACAGCGCUCAGAGAGCGAUGUGACGCUAGUCACUCCCAACAUUAUCAUUACACCCGCAGCGCUGAAGUCAGUAUGGUUACCGGAUAAUAAGGAAAUUGAGACUGGUCAGAAAUCGAAUCAUGUCCGCGAUAGCACCAUCGACUCGGCAGUCACGGCCUUUGAGGAAGAUGAGGAUGCUAAACGCAAAGCCAGGGUCACGUCAACAGGAACGCUCUUCGAGGAAGAUGCGACACCGCAUUCUUCCCGAGAGACAAACAAUAAAGGCCAUCUCGAUCUAAGCAUCGAUACGGCAUUAACACCAACGCCAAGGCUCUCUCGUGGAUGGUGGAAUGUCAUCACCACACCGUUUGAGCUGUCACGCUCAAACUCCCUAUGGACAAGAAGGACUGUUGGAAAUGGUGAUACCACACCAGACGUUCCUAUGGUGCCUCAGAGAUUUGGAGCGAGCCCCGUUUCCGCAUCGACACCAUCUACCUACAUAUGGUCGGCAACGGAAAAAGCUUUCAGUCCAAACGACAGAGAAGUUCCACUGCUUCUCGGCCUCGACCUUCCGAACCAGAUGCACGAGACUGCUCGUCUGACGACUUCACAGCCUCAGGUGGCACGGUCUGAGGUGGUCCAAACCCGCGAGCCGUUUACUCAAAGCUCUCCAGAGGCACCCAGGCCUGCUCGUUUGACGAAUCCACCACUGCAGAUGGCACCGUUUGACGGGCUCCAGUCCCGUGAGCCGGUGCCGCAAACAUCAAUUCCACAGCCUCAAAUGGCACAUACGACUACUUAUUCGAGGGAUUCACACUUUCAGACCGCAUCGUUUGAGGGGCCCCCGUCCCGUGAAAGGGCCGCUCAAAACUCAACUCCAAAGUUUUCAAUGGCGCACGAGACUCAUUGGUCGAGUCCACAGCCCCAGAUGUCACCGUCUGACGAUACCCAACGAGUUUCCAAGAAACAGGAACGUGAACAAAGACGUGAGCAGAAACGUGAGAAGAAGCGACAAAAGAGUAAGAGAUCGCGGUGCUGCUGCUGGCUCAGCUGGUGCUGUAUCAUAUUUCUCGCACUUGUGGCUAUCAUUACCGCACUUGCGGUCACGUUAACGAGGAAACAUCACAAGAAGGACGAUAUUCCAACGGCCUCUCAGUGGCUUAAUUUGACUGGUUAUCCACCUAUGCCUACAGGAAUGUCGACGAUUGCACAGCCAGAGGCCAUUGACGAAAUAAGCGGAUGCGUUUCUCCCGCCACCAUAUGGAGCUGCGCCUUGCCUAAGGAGGAACAGGCAUCUGUUUCUCCCAAUAAGCCGGACCAGCCGAACUUCAAACUAAACAUCGUGUUUAAUAAUGGAACAAUUGCCGACAAAUCCAAAACGCAAAUUGCUCCUCGUACUGUUUCCAACCCCGUUUCCGCUGGAGCUUUCAUCAAAUCAAGGCUUCUUAGGAUUCGCGACCAACUUACAGCGUCGCCUGCAGUUCCCUCUUUAGACGAUCAGAGGUUCCUAGGAAACACGACUGAUGAUAACAAGAUACCAUUCGAAGGCGAACAAACCCCAUUUUUUAUCUCGUUUGUUGAUCCAACCACAGCGUCGUCCUCUGCACGACUUGCCAAACGAGGAGGCGGCAAUUUCGGCAAUCUGAGCGACCUAAUCCCACCCCCCUCCAUCAACAGCGACGGAACGGCGGCAGCAGCUAAUCUCCUCCCUUUCCCUAGCUCGCAGCCCCUGCAGCUUUAUGACCGUGGCCUACCCACAGAGCACUACGGCUUCUACAACUACUUCGACCGCUCCAUCUUCCUGAAAUCCAUUCAACCAACAAACAACUCCUUCGGCGGCGUCCCAGCCGACACAAACGGCGGCUCGACCUUCGACAGCGCAACUAUGCGCUGCACGUGGGCGCAAACCCGCUUCCUCGUCCAGAUCUGGACAAACUCUGGCACUACCAAGCCACUUCUACAAGGCACACCCACAACUUCCACAGCCUCCGCCACGUCGCCAACCUCAACAGUUAGCCCGGCGGCCGAUCUCAAGCGCCCAGGUUCUUUCCCAUACCCCGUCACCGUGACUCUAGACCGGCAUGGCGGCGCCCUAUCAAAGAAGAUGAUCUACUGCUACGGCAUGGACACGAACGGCAAGAUCGAGAAGAACGCUCAAGCUUUCGUGCUCGAGGACCGUGCCUUCGGCGGUGUUGCGGUUAACCCUGCUAAUGGGCCGUUUGAUAACGUCCCUGUGGCGACGAAGGAUGGGGGACCUGGGGGAAUUGAUGGCGGGACUGGGGGCUGUGGGUGCCAGUGGGCGAAUUGGUUGGGGAGUUGA
This is a messenger RNA of Mytilinidion resinicola, 2916 nucleotides long. RefSeq lists its product as uncharacterized. The record is from RefSeq and is a predicted model, not a curated record. The coding region runs from base 1 to 2916 and encodes 971 amino acids. The transcript is spliced from 4 exons. NCBI's taxonomy places the organism in Eukaryota, Fungi, Ascomycota, Dothideomycetes, Mytilinidiales, Mytilinidiaceae.